This is a messenger RNA of Procambarus clarkii (red swamp crayfish), 3348 nucleotides long. Lineage: Eukaryota; Metazoa; Arthropoda; Malacostraca; Decapoda; Cambaridae. The record is from RefSeq and is a predicted model, not a curated record.
AUGGGUCGACGUGGUGCCCUUGUAGGGGUCGACGUGGUGUCGCUUGGAGGGGUCGACGUGGUGUCGCUUGGAGGGGUCGACGUGGUGCCGCUUGGAGGAAGGACCUGGCGCCGCCUGGAGGAGGGACCUGGCGCCGCCUGGAGGAGGGACCUAGCGCCGCCUGGAGGAGGGACCUGGCGCCGCCUGGAGGAGGGACCUGGCGCCGCCUGGAGGAGGGACCUAGCGCCGCCUGGAGGAGGGACCUGGCGCCGCCUGGAGGAGGGACCUGGCGCCGCCUGGAGGAGGGACCUGGCGCCGCCUGGAGGAGGGACCUGGCGCCGCCUGGAGGAGGGACCUGGCGCCGCCUGGAGGAGGGACCUGGCGCCGUCAGGAGGAGGGGCCUGGCGCCAUCAGGAGGAGGGACCUGGCGCCGCCUGGAGGAGGGACCUGGCGCCGCCUGGAGGAGGGACCUGGCGCCGCCUGGAGGAGGGACCUGGCGCCGCCUGGAGGAGGGACCUGGCGCCGCCUGGAGGAGGGACCUGGCGCCGUCAGGAGGAGGGACCUGGCGCCAUCAGGAGGAGGGACCUGGCGCCGCCUGGAGGAGGGACCUGGCGCCGCCUGGAGGAGGGACCUGGCGCCGUCAGGAGGAGGGACCUGGCGCCAUCAGGAGGAGGGACCUGGCGCCGCCUGGAGGAGGGACCUGGCGCCGCCUGGAGGAGGGACCUGGCGCCGCCUGGAGGAGGGACCUGGCGCCGUCAGGAGGAGGGACCUGGCGCCGCCUGGAGGAGGGACCUGGCGCCGCCUGGAGGAGGGACCUGGCGCCGCCUGGAGGACGGACCUGGCGCCGCCUGGAGGAGGGACCUGGCGCCGUCAGGAGGAGGGACCUGGCGCCAUCAGGAGGAGGGACCUGGCGCCGCCUGGAGGAGGGACCUGGCGCCGCCUGGAGGAGGGACCUGGCGCCGUCAGGAGGAGGGGCCUGGCGCCAUCAGGAGGAGGGACCUGGCGCCGCCUGGAGGAGGGACCUGGCGCCGCCUGGAGGAGGGACCUGGCGCCGCCUGGAGGAGGGACCUGGCGCCGCCUGGAGGAGGGACCUGGCGCCGCCUGGAGGAGGGACCUGGCGCCGUCAGGAGGAGGGACCUGGCGCCAUCAGGAGGAGGGACCUGGCGCCGCCUGGAGGAGGGACCUGGCGCCGCCUGGAGGAGGGACCUGGCGCCGUCAGCAGGAGGGACCUGGCGCCGCCUGGAGGAGGGACCUGGCGCCGCCUGGAGGAGGGACCUGACGCCGUCAGGAGGAGGGACCUGGCGCCGCCUGGAGGAGGGACCUGGCGCCGCCUGGAGGAGGGACCUGGCGCCGCCUGGAGGAGGGACCUGGCGCCGCCUGGAGGAGGGACCUGGCGCCGCCUGGAGGAGGACCUGGCGCCGUCAGGAGGAGGGACCUGGCGCCGCCUGGAGGAGGGACCUGGCGCCGCCUGGAGGAGGGACCUGGCGCCGCCUGGAGGAGGGACCUGGCGCCGUCAGGAGGAGGGACCUGGCGCCAUCAGGAGGGGGACCUGGCGCCGCCUGGAGGAGGGACCUGGCGCCGCCUGGAGGAGGGACCUGGCGCCGCCUGGAGGAGGGACCUGGCGCCGCCUGGAGGAGGGACCUGGCGCCGUCAGGAGGAGGGACCUGGCGCCGCCUGGAGGAGGGACCUGGCGCCGCCUGGAGGAGGGACCUGGCGCCGUCAGGAGGAGGGACCUGGCGCCGCCUGGAGGAGGGACCUGGCGCCGCCUGGAGGAGGGACCUGGCGCCGCCUGGAGGAGGGACCUGGCGCCGCCUGGAGGAGGGACCUGGCGCCGCCUGGAGGAGGGCCCUGGCGCCGCCUGGAGGAGGGACCUGGCGCCGCCUGGAGGAGGGACCUGGCGCCGUCCGGAGGAGGGACCUGGCGCCAUCAGGAGGGGGACCUGGCGCCGACUGGAGGAGGGACCUGGCGCCGCCUGGAGGAGGGACCUGGCGCCGCCUGGAGGAGGGACCUGGCGCCGCCUGGAGGAGGGACCUGGCGCCGUCAGGAGGAGGGACCUGGCGCCGCCUGGAGGAGGGACCUGGCGCCGCCUGGAGGAGGGACCUGGCGCCGCCUGGAGGAGGGACCUGGCACCGCCUGGAGGAGGGACCUGGCGCCGUCAGGAGGAGGGACCUGGCGCCGCCUGGAGGAGGGACCUGGCGCCGCCUGGAGGAGGGACCUGGCGCCGUCAGGAGGAGGGACCUGGCGCCGUCAGGAGGAGGGACCUGGUGCCGUCAGGAGGAGGGACCUGGCGCCAUCAGGAGGGGGACCUGGCGCCGCCUGGAGGAGGGACCUGGCGCCGCCUGGAGGAGGGACCUGGCGCCGCCUGGAGGAGGGACCUGGCGCCGCCUGGAGGAGGGACCUGGCGCCGUCAGGAGGAGGGACCUGGCGCCAUCAGGAGGAGGGACCUGGCGCCAUCAGGAGAAGGGACCUGGCGCCGCCUGGAGGAGGGACCUGGCGCCGUCAGGAGGAGGGACCUGGCGCCGCCUGGAGGAGGGACCUGGCGCCGCCUGGAGGAGGGACCUGGCGCCGGCUGGAGGAGGGACCUGGCGCCGCCUGGAGGAGGGACCUGGCGCCGUCUGGAGGAGGGACCUGGCUCCGCCUGGAGGAGGGACCUGGCGCCGCCUGGAGGAGGGACCUGGCGCCGCCUGGAGGAGGGACCUGGCGCCGCCUGGAGGAGGGACCUGGCGCCGUCAGGAGGAGGGACCUGGCGCCGUCAGGAGGAGGGACCUGGCUUCGCCUGGAGGAGGGACCUGGCGCCGUCAGGAGGAGGGACCUGGCGCCGUCAGGAGGAGGGACCUGGUGCCGUCAGGAGGAGGGACCUGGCGCCGUCAGGAGGAGGGACCUGGCGACGCCUGGAGGAGGGACCUGGCGCUGCCUGGAGGAGGGACCUGGCGCCGCUUGGAGGAGGGACCUGGCGCCGCCUGGAGGAGGGACCUGGCGACGCCUGGAGGAGGGACCUGGCGCCGUCAGGAGGAGGGACCUGGCGCCGCCUGGAGGAGGGACCUGGCUUCGCCUGGAGGAGGGACCUGGCGCCGUCAGCAGGAGGGACCUGGCGCCGCUUGGAGGAGGGACCUGGCGCCGCCUGGAGGAGGGACCUGGCGCCGCCUGGAGGAGGGACCUGGCGCCGCCUGGAGGAGGGACCUGGCGCCGCCUGGAGGAGGGACCUGGCGCCGCCUGGAGGAGGGACCUGGCGCCGCCUGGAGGAGGGACCUGGCGCCGCCUGGAGGAGGGACCUGGCGCCGCCUGUUGUGGUCUACAAAGACCAUUAACAUGAACCUGACGUUUCUAAACAGGAUAAAAACUGGAGAUGUCAACGCCAGCAAGAAGUAA